AUGCCGCGUCACGACCUUCGAAAUGAAGAAGCGUCCAAUCGUCCUCUACUCGAUUGCAAGGGAACCCGGAAGCAGCUUCGUACGUGCUCAUCCUCCCAAGACGUCGGAGGCGAUGAGGUUGGCAUUCGCGUGCUGCUCUUGCACUGCGGCGGUCGAUGCGCGCUUCAGCGAAGAUGUGGGGUCUUUCGUGGUCGUGUUCCACGAGAGGAAGCAAAGGUCACACUCGGGAGACAGAUUCCUCGACAUCAGAUUCUCAUCCGAAGACGUUUGGAGAUGAAGAACCUGAGAAAAGUCAGCCUCCGGGUCCACGGCGUCGUGGGAGAUCUUUUCUUCAAGUUCGGCUGCCUAUUGGCGCGCAGACCGUGGACGUUCAUCCUCGCCUCUGUCAUCCUUUCGUCGUGCCUCAUUUCGGGGAUCCUUCACUGGCGAGAGGAGGAAGGAGGAACCGUGAAAGCCUGGUUCGCCCCGGGGACUCCUCUCUAUCGAACUGAUCGAUGGAUCAAGAAAAACUUCCCGAACGGAGUUCGGUACGAAACAAUUAUCCUUUCUGGACCUGAUAUCCUCACUCCGGAAUACUUCAAAUAUAUGGGGACCCUGGACAAGAAAAUUCGAUCCUUGGUAUCCAAUGGAUAUGCCUGGGAGGACGUCUGUGCUAGGCCAGAGGAAUUCUUAGAGGGACACAAAAAGAUGGAAAGAAAGCGAAGAGAUACCGAAGCUCAAAGUCUUUGGCAUGCAGAGGACCGACGACUCGACCCAGUCCAUGGGGAAAAUAGCACUCGUGACGAUGUAGUGCCGACUACAGAAUCAACAAGCAGCCAAUCACAAAAGACAGCAACAGAAAUGAGCAGUGAUUCUACUGGUACCAUGGAACCGGAAAUGUCACUACUACCAAUAUUGAUAUCAUCCUGGACAGCAGAGAAUCUAGAAACAACGAAAGAAAAUGACACGACGACGACACCUACAACAGAGACAACAACAGCAAGGAUCAGUCAAGCCGAAGUUGAUCGAGAAGGCGAUUCUAAAGAACUCUUCCAGUACGACGAUUACAAUUACGGCUGGAAGGAGGAUCCGGACGCAUUGGAGGUAUUCCGAGGCGAGGAGGAUGGAAGAACUCUGUACGAUGAUCGAUGCAUCUAUUCCAGCACUCUUCAACUGUGGGCGGAAGAUUUCGACUUCAGCACUAUCACAACGACGAAGAUCCAGGACAAAGUUACUCGAGCCCUUGACGACGAGUCACGGAAUGACGUGAAGGGGAUGUUGUCUGGGGUGGAGAGAGACGAAAGCGGAAGAGUCGUGGGUGCAGCGGCCGUCAUGUUCGUCUACAUCCUUAAAGACCGGGCAAAUGCCACCAACAGAAAGGGUCAACCGGUCGAUCUGAUCGCAGAGCCGUGGGAGGAGAAAUUCCUCGAGUUGGUGUUCCACAACGACCUCCCCAAACCUCCAGGCUUGAAGACUUAUGCCAAUGCAGACCGCAGCUUUCGAGAUGGGAUCGGAGAUAUUACGGAGAAGAACAUGAUCUAUUUCGCUCUUGGUUUCGUGCUCAUCACCAUCUACGUGGCCAUCAACAUGGGGAAAUUCAAUCUCCUUGAACAAAGAGUCUACUUGGGCCUGGCCGUGGUGCUCUGCAUCGGGCUGACGAUUGUGAGUGCGGCUGGGUUGUGCCUCUCCAUUGGGUACAUCCCGACGGAGAUUCACAAUCUGAUGCCUUUCCUCAUCCUCGGGAUCGGCAUCGACGACUCGCUCGUCAUCAUCCAGGUGACUCGCAGCGAUCUCCAUUGCCUGGAGAACGUGGUGUCAAAAGAAAGUAUUUUGAACCCGGAGGAACGAGUGGGAGAAGCGUUGAGGCAGGCUGGAGUCUCCAUCACCAUCACGUCCAUCACGGACGUCUUUGCCUUCGCCAUUGGAGCCACUACGAGAGUACCAGUGCUCCGGAGCUUCUGCAUCUACACGACCGCCGGGAUUUUCAUCGUCUACGUCAUGACCUUGAUAUUCAUGGUCCCGAUUUUGUCUUUGGACGAAAGGCGACGAGACAGCGGGAGGGAAGGAUGCUUGUGCAUUCGCUUGCCAGGCGACUACAAGAAGAACAGUUGUUCCCAAAAGCUCCUGCUCGAAGCCAUUUUCCGCAGGAUCUUCGGGCCAUUGCUCGUCAAAACUCCAGUGAAGGUAGUUGUGGUGCUACUUACGAUGAGUCUCUUGGGUCUCAACUGUUGGGGAUUGUCUGGGUUGAAGAACGACUUCGACAGAAACUGGUUUUUGAAUCCAGGAUAUCAGAGAGACUUCGUGUCCGCUGUGCAGGAUCUCUUUCCAGAAAGCGGCUUUAGAGCUGACUUUUAUCUUGAGGACUAUCCGAACACCGAAGCAGCAUUCGAAGACAAGCUUUCCACCUUUCUGGUCUUCACCAACAAGGGAAGGAAAUUCAUACGCGAUCUUCAAUACACCGGGAACCUCUUAACGGACUUCAACCUCACAGCUUCGAGAGGUAGAUACCAACACAUUUAUUUCAACACCGGGGACGAAAAACGACAAGGACUCCGCGAGGUGGAAGAGGUUCUCCACGGAGUCCAAUUCAAGGGGAGAGAUCCAUUCAGAGGAAUCCUCACUGUAGAGUACCUCGUCAUCCGAUCGAACGAGGCAAGCGGUUUCCGCACUUUUCCGAGGGCGCAUCUCCAUGGUUCGAGUGAAACUUUUUCCCCACGUCCACGUAAUUUGUAUGCAGCAUUCGAAUGUGCCGGAGUACGAUUUACAGGGACAGUGUCUUUGCGAUGUGCUGAAUGUCUAUUGGUCCAGUUGGAUGUCAUGGUCGUUGUAUCAGAGGAGCUGCUGAGGAAUCUCGGGCUGACUUUGGUCGGAGUGUUCGGGGUGACAUUGGUGCUGAUUGGAGAUCUGCAGGUCUCUAUUUGGGUUUUCUCCUGCAUUCUAUUCACCCUGAUCGGAAUCGCAGGCAGCAUGCGAUUCGCCGGUCUUACCAUCGAGCUCAUGUCGUCAGUUCUUCUCAUCUUGUCUGUCGGCUUGGCGGUCGACUAUUCCACGCAUAUCGCUCACAAUUUCUUGGUCACUCAUGGCGAUUCUAAAGACGACCGAGUGAGAAUCACCUUGGCAGAAAUUGGUCCUCCCGUUUUCAAUGGAGGUUUUACGACAAUGAUGGCUUUUGUGUUUUGUCUUUGGAGCGAAAAUUAUCUCUUCCAUAUUACCCUCAAGGUUAUCUGGUUUUCGGUGAUAUAUGGGUUGUAUCACGGAUUGGUUUACCUGCCGGUGAUGCUGAGCUGGUUCGGUCCACAACCUUUUGUUGGCUUGCUGCAUUCAACCAAGAAUAGCCCUGCCCAGAGCGGCCUCGAUCCCGGUCUAGGGGAGGCUCCAGAGAAGCCUGACGCCGGAAAGACAAAUCCCUCAAGCCUCAAGAGAAAACUUGUCUGGAAGAACAGCAGAGGGGAGUAUCCGAUCGGAAAUCAUUCAAGACGGAUGGCGAAGGGGGAAACUGCAGGGAAGGAAUCGUCUUCCGUCUCUCCAAGUCGUAAUGAGAUCGAGUCCUGCGCUGGGACGUAUCGCCUUCGGCUUCCCAGUAUCAGCUGACUUUCGUCUGCUUCAAAAGCCCAUCUGUGAUGUAAUCUUCCGUGACUGCGAGCACCAUCGAGACGCUUGCAGUACAAGCUGGGAGUUCAGGGGAGAUCCCGGCGGGGAGGCUUUGGGCUUGUUUUCAUUUCCCGUGUUAAUCUUGUAACGUGUGCAAUGCUUGUGCUUUGAGACAUUCUGGAAAUCUAUUACUCUCCGUGAAAGAACAUAAUGUGAACAUGACUGUUAAUCUCUUUCAAGUCCCCUACUUCGUGACACACGUCAAUUCAGAAUGACAGGAAUCAGAGAUAAGGCAUUAUUCUUACUUACUGCGUAC
This is a messenger RNA of Darwinula stevensoni, 3886 nucleotides long. The record is from the annotation of a GenBank genome assembly. NCBI's taxonomy places the organism in Eukaryota, Metazoa, Arthropoda, Ostracoda, Podocopida, Darwinulidae.